Pomacea canaliculata is the source of this 2527-nucleotide messenger RNA. Its product is annotated as hydroxysteroid 11-beta-dehydrogenase 1-like protein. Gene Ontology annotation, cellular component: intracellular membrane-bounded organelle. Gene Ontology annotation, molecular function: oxidoreductase activity. The record is from RefSeq and is a predicted model, not a curated record. The transcript is spliced from 7 exons. Bases 621 to 1442 code for a protein of 273 amino acids. Lineage: Eukaryota; Metazoa; Mollusca; Gastropoda; Architaenioglossa; Ampullariidae.
UUGUUGUUUUUUCACCUGAAAGUCCCAUGCUGCCCCACAGUUUGGAAUGUUCUCCAGUGCAACUCGCUUCUGCUGGUGUUUGCGUGAAAGCUCGGUCGGGUAGUGCCUGCUUCUGGUUCUCCAUGGCGCGGGCAGACAGAUUCACUGCUCGGCAUCUUUGCUGUUGACGCCGUGAAACGCUUCGUUGUUUACUUGAUGUCGGGCCAGAGCAAGCAGCGCAAGAUGGCGGGCCGAGCGUGUUGCGGUGCGUGACUGGACGUUGGCUUCAUGACGUCAUGAGAUGGAAACUGCCGAGAACAAGGGGCUGCAGUCUCCUCCCUCUCUCUCCCACUUCCGGCCUCGUGUCCGCUCCCCGCGCGUGCUGUCCAGGGAGCGCUCCGCAGCCGUGGUGGACGUCAGACGAGUGACUGCCCCUUUGGCGACCCCCUGGCGGCCGGUUUUAUUGUUAACUAGUAGACACGUGCCAUCCAUUUGUCGCUUGUGAGGUCUUACUGUAACGGCAUCUCACCGCAAGCAUCUGGGAGACAGGGCGCAGAAAGUUUGUGAUCGAGUGUCGGGACCAAAAACAAGGCGUGAUAACGAGGCUUGAUCUGCAGAAGUGGGUGAGACACACGUGAGAUAUGUGGAAGAAGGUGAUUGCAGUUCUCAUUGGCAUUGUCAUUGGAUACUGGUUCAUCGACGACUUUGAUCCAGACUCGCUGAAGGGCAAGAGGGUGCUGGUGACGGGAGCGUCGACAGGUAUCGGGGAGCAGAUCGCCUACCUGUACGCCAGGUUCGGGGCCAGCGUCGUUGUCACGGCGCGCCGCCAGCAACAGCUACAACAGGUGGUUGCUCGCUGCAGGGAGCUGGGGGACCCGACAGCGAUCUUCGGUUAUGUUGUUGCAGACAUGGCCAACCUGUCCUCUACUGAACACGUCAUUCAGGAUGCUGUUCAGCAGCUAGGCGGCCUGGACAUCCUGGUGCUGAAUCACAUCAUACCUCAUAACCUGGGACCAUGGACGAGCUCUGCACAGAAUCUGACGCUACUACAGCGACUACUGGUCGUCAACCUGCAGUCUUACGUGCAUCUGACGUCACACGCCCUGCCACACCUGACGGAAUCCAACGGCAGCAUCAUCGUCAUGUCGUCUUUAGCAGGAAAAGUUGGCAUUCCUUUUGUCGCCGCCUACUCGUCCACCAAGUUCGCUCUCAACGGUUUUUUCGCGUCACUACGCAACGAGUUAAUCAUCUCGGACACUCCUGUCUCCAUCACCUUAUGUACUAUUGGACUUGUUGGUACAGAGAACGCGCUGCAUUACUUGAAGGAGUUCGGCAGCAGGGUCUCUGACACCAUGAGGUCCGCCAGUCCAGCCGACGUGGCGCUGGCGGUCAUUAAGGGAGGAGCACAACGAACGAGGGAAGUUUCUACCCUUACCUGUCCGCGCGAGCCCUUUGCCUCAUGAGGGACUGGACGCCGGAACUAAUCGACCUCAUCUCGCGAACCGUCAGCACCCCACAUCAUGUCAGCGAGUAGCACUCACUUCGUCUCGGAGAUGGUGGUGAUGGUUAAGGGGAGGGAAAUGAUAUCAAGAACACAGAAUACCAGUGGCAAAUAAAUGGAAGGCAAGUCAGUUCACAUCAGAUUGUAGCACACUGCAAGACAAUAUGCCAGUAGGAGUUAUGACAGCAGUCUGAUACAUGACAGUAUGCCAACAGCAGUUGGCGCCAGGUAACCGUGGGAAAUAAUACACCCGAGAGAGAUUACAGGGUACGCUUCCACGUACAUCACGCGGGUGAUAAAGAAGGAAAUUGCUCAGAUGUACAGAAGGUGUGUGGGACAUUUUCGUUUUGAGAAUAAGCAAAGUGAACAUGUGACUGACAAGGAGUGAUACAAGUCUAGCAGACAUGUUAAGAAUUGGGAGGUCAGAGAUAUUCUUUGCUGAACAAAAUAUUACUCUUUUUAUGCUUGUCACUUUUUUAACUUUGUGCAGUUUCGACAGACCUAAAAUAAGAGAAAGCUUUUGUUUGAAUGUAAAAUCAGGUCUACGUGCUUGAAAGAUUGAGUUGUGGCCAAUCGGUGAGUUGAGCGACAUUUCGUAAUGUCUCUAACGCCAUGCUAGUCGGUUGACAAUGAAGCCCAGACCAGUGAUGACACUGCUAACGGAGGAAGGAAAUGGGUGGAAUGUAUAAAGUCUGCAGAGAUAAUGGAACUUUUUUCGUUUUUAUUUAUUUAUAUUUUUGCGCCAUUAGUCAUUUUUAGACCAGUCCAGUGAUGUUUAUUGUGUGGCACCUCCUUGAAAGGCCAGGCAUGAUGCAGCCAUAAAGUUGCUGACGGCAUAAAGUGACAAUAUUCGACAACCGCGACACAUGCAACAAACUCCCGUUGCUAUGGAGAUAUGACAAAACGUUUCAUGGAUAAUCACUUCCCCAGUCUAACUACCGCCUUCAUUCAGUAUCAUACUCCUGCAACCGCAACUGAAGGAACGCAACCUGCUAACAAUAAUUACCGUUUCAAAAAAAAAAAAAAAUAUCAAGGACAGUUAUAAAA